Messenger RNA from Apis laboriosa (Himalayan honeybee), 1339 nucleotides. RefSeq names its product estradiol 17-beta-dehydrogenase 2 (gene sro). The coding region runs from base 144 to 1214 and encodes 356 amino acids. The record is from RefSeq and is a predicted model, not a curated record. The transcript has 6 exons. Gene Ontology annotation, molecular function: oxidoreductase activity. NCBI's taxonomy places the organism in Eukaryota, Metazoa, Arthropoda, Insecta, Hymenoptera, Apidae.
AAAAAUUUGAACUUCAAUUUUAACUUUUUUCAUAGAUACUUUACAUAUUUUGUACAUAUAAAUAAAAAGUAGACAAAUUUUCAAUCAACAAGUUGAAAGAUUAGUAUUAUCUUUGGGGUAAAUUACGACUGAUAAUUUUAAAAAUGCGAUUUAUAAAGUAUAUUAAAACAUAUUCUACGGUAUUUAUAACCGAUCUAACAACUUCUAUUGCCCUUUUUUAUUUGUGGAACAAGGGAUACAAAUAUUUGGCAUCAACAAUUUCUUUAUGUGGUAUCGGUGCUACUUACUUAUAUUGCUGUAUUAAAUCUCGGGAUAAAAUAUUCUCAAAUCAUGCUAUUAUCGUGACUGGUUGCGAUUCAGGAUUGGGAUAUAGUCUGGCUCUGCAUUGUCGGCAGCUUGGGGCAAUUGUAAUCGCUAGUGUAUUGCAAAUCGAUGGACCCGGAGCUAAACAAUUAGAAAACGAAAAUGUGCUCGUUUAUCCCUUGGAUGUAACAAAAAUUAAAAGUAUUGAAAAUUUUGCGAACUCUGUUCGAACAGUCUUGACGCAAAAUAAUUUAGUGUUACGGUGUUUGAUCAAUAAUGCGGCGAUAAUGAUCUUCGGUGAAUUCGAAUGGCAAACAGACGAGCAGCUUAGGAAUCAAAUAGAAGUGAAUUUGCUGGGCACUAUGAGAAUCACUCAAGAACUGAUGCCGAUGAUUCGCGCCCACUUCAGCCGGAUUAUCGUAAUCUCGAGCCACUGUAACAUCCAACCGAUUCCGGGAGUAGCAGCUUACAGUGGGACAAAAGCUGCCCUCAAUGCUUGGGCCACUGCCAUUAGAAUGGAGUUGAAGAAGUAUGGCAUUAAGGUCGUUCGCUUUAUCCCUGGUUCGUUCGUAAAUGAGAGCAAUAUAUUAACACGACAAGUUGAACACUUCGAGACGAUGAGAAGAUCGAUGUCCGAGGAGGCGAAAACGUUUUACGGUGAUUAUUUCACCAGAUAUUCGCAAUAUUUCACUUCUAUAGGACAAGAUACGACUUUGAAAAAGCUACAAGACAAGGGUAUCUACGAGAUUUUCGAAGGUGCUCUCCUAGAUAAAUAUCCAUCGGCAAUUUACAAGAAUGAAUCAUGGCGAUAUUUCAUUUAUCACACUUUAUUUAUGAUCUCGCCGAUUUGUUUGCGAGAUAGACUGGUCCAGAAAUUUAUACAAGCCCCUUUAUGGACGAAAAAAUGUUAAUGAUUCAACAAGUUCCAUGGAUUGCGAAAAAUUAAUUUAACUUAAAAAUUUAAUCGAGAAUAUUUAUGUUUGUAUAAAAAGAAAAAUUUUUUAUAAAUAAAAAUAAAUAAAAAUAAAAUUGUUAU